Lotus japonicus is the source of this 2974-nucleotide messenger RNA. Its product is annotated as probable alpha,alpha-trehalose-phosphate synthase [UDP-forming] 11. Gene Ontology annotation, molecular function: catalytic activity. NCBI's taxonomy places the organism in Eukaryota, Viridiplantae, Streptophyta, Magnoliopsida, Fabales, Fabaceae. The coding region runs from base 274 to 2826 and encodes 850 amino acids. Gene Ontology annotation, biological process: trehalose biosynthetic process. The record is from RefSeq and is a predicted model, not a curated record. Gene Ontology annotation, cellular component: cytosol. The transcript is spliced from 3 exons.
UCCUGUUCUGCUUCGACCUCGUUCUUAUCCGCAACACUUCUUCAGUGUCGUGGUUUUGUUGCAGACAAAAACGCCACCCUUCGCUCUUUCUUCUUCUAUGGAAUGUGUAUCAUCAUCAUCAUCAUCAAAAUCAGAAUCCAAGAUUUCCAUUGCUACAAGAUUCAUCUUCCUCUGCAACACCCACCUAUAAUAAUACCAUCACACCAACACAGUUUUCUUCACCCUCAACCACCACCUCAGUUUUCAUUUUCAUUUUGAUUUUGUAUUUGGAUAAUGCUCUCGCGAUCUUGCGUGGGGUUAUUGAAUCUGAUAUCAGCGGAUGAUUACAAUCGAGUUCCAGGGGUAAUGGCGCCGGAGAUUAACAAUUUCGGAUCAGACGGCGGCGUUUCGCCGGCGUCACGAGAACGGCGGAUAAUCGUGGCGAAUCAGUUACCGAUACGCGCUUCACGCGACGGGGAGAACGAGCACUGGCGGUUUGAAUUUGACAGAGAUAGUCUGGUUUUACAGGCGAAAGAUGGGUUUCCAUCGGAGGUUGAGGUUCUCUAUGUGGGGUCGUUGAAGGCGGAGGUCGAGCCAAAGGAGCAAGACGAGGUGGCGCAGGUUCUUCUAGAGAAGUUUCACUGUGUUCCCACGUUUUUGCCUUCGGAGGUUCACAAUCUCUUCUACCAUGGGUUCUGUAAGCACUAUCUAUGGCCUCUGUUUCACUACAUGCUCCCCAUGUCGCCGAGCCAGGGUGCGCGGUUCGACCGCGCGCAGUGGCAGGCGUAUGUUCAUGCCAACAAGAUCUUCGCUGAUAAGGUCACGGAGGUGAUUAACCCAGAUGAGGAUUUCGUCUGGGUUCACGAUUACCACCUCAUGAUUCUCCCAACUUUGCUCAGGAAGCGUUUCCACCAUGUGAAGCUUGGAUUCUUCCUCCACAACACGUUCCCGACGUCGGAAAUCUACCGGACUAUACCGGUGAGAGAGGAGAUUCUCAGGGCGUUUCUCAACUGUGAUUUGAUUGGGUUCCACACCUUUGAUUACGCAAGGCAUUUUUUGUCCUGUUGUAGCAGGAUGCUGGGGUUGGAUUAUGAGUCCAAAAAGGGUCACAUUGGGUUGGAUUAUUAUGGAAGAACAGUGAAUAUUAAGAUUCAACCAGCUGGGAUUCAUAUGGGUUUGCUGGAAUCGGUUUUGUCGUUGCCGGAAACUGCUUCCAGGGUGAAGGAGUUGAGGGAGCAGUAUAAGGGGAAAAUCGUGAUCUUAGGAGUUGAUGAUAUGGAUUUGUUCAAGGGUAUUAGCUUGAAGUUCUUGGCACUUGGGCAGCUACUGGACCAGCGUGAGCAUUUGAGGGGUCGUGUGGUGCUGGUUCAGAUUCUGAAUCCUGCAAGAAGCAGAGGGAAGGACAUUCAGGAUGUGAAGAGUGAGAGUGAGGCUAUUGCAAGUGAGAUUAACCAGAGGUAUGGCAGAAAGGGGUACCUGCCAAUUGUUUGUAUCAACGGCCCAGUUUCCACUCAGGAGAAGGUGGCUUACUAUGCUGUGUCUGAGUGCUGUGUUGUGAGUGCUGUGAGGGAUGGGAUGAAUUUGAUGCCUUAUGAGUACACUGUGUGCAGGCAGGGGAGUGUUGCCUUGGAUAAGGCACUUGGGGUUGAAGGAGAUGAGAAUGGGAAGGUGAAACCCAAGCAGAGUGUUAUUAUUGUGUCUGAGUUCAUUGGGUGUUCCCCUUCUCUCAGUGGAGCCAUUCGGGUGAAUCCGUGGAACAUUGAUGAUCUUACUGAGGCCAUGAACUCGGCCAUCACAAUGUCGGAGGCAGAGAAGCAUUUGCGCCACGAGAAGCAUUACAAGUACAUAAGCUCUCAUGAUGUAGCCUAUUGGGCGAGGAGUUUUGAUCAGGAUUUAGGCAGGGCUUGUAGGAAGCAUCACCGUAAGAGGUGUUGGGGUUUUGGGCUGGGAUUGGGAUUUAGAGUUGUUGCUUUGGAUCCUACCUUCAGGAAGCUCUUUGUUGAUAACAUUGUCUCUGACUACAGAGAUACACAGAGUAGGUUGAUCCUUUUGGACUAUGAUGGCACUAUGAUGCCCCAGGCCUCUAUUGACAAAACUCCAAGCACUGAGGUCAUUUCUGUCUUGAAUAGUCUAUGCAGUGAUCCCAGAAAUAUUGUGUUUAUAGUCAGCGGCAGAGAUAAGGAUCGCCUCAGCGAGUGGUUUUCUCCGUGUGAGAAGCUGGGUCUCUCUGCUGAGCAUGGUUACUUCACCAGGUGGAGUAAGGACUCUCCUUGGCAGACCCAGGGAUCAACAACAGAAUUUGAUUGGAAAAUGGUUGUGGAGCCGGUGAUGGCGCUUUAUACAGAAGCAACGGAUGGUUCUUUCAUCGAACAAAAGGAAAGCGCAAUUGUUUGGCACCAUCAGGAAGCAGAUCCUCAUUUUGGGUCAUGCCAGGCAAAAGAGCUACUUGAUCACCUGGAGAAUGUGCUGGCUAAUGAGCCAGUGGUGGUUAAAAGGGGACAACAUAUAGUUGAAGUUAAACCUCAGGGUGUGAGCAAAGGUAUGGUAGUUGAAGAGCUUAUCUCAACCAUGAGGAGUGAGGGGAAAUCACCAGAUUUUCUUCUGUGCAUUGGAGAUGAUCGCUCAGAUGAAGACAUGUUUGAGAGCAUUGCUAGUUCAGUUUCUAACCCAGCUCUGCCAACCAUAUCCAAAGUGUUUGCUUGCACUGUUGGCCAGAAACCAAGCAUGGCUAAAUACUAUUUGGAAGAUACUAGCGAGGUUAUCAAUUUGCUCGAAGGACUCGCGACUGCAUCAGCCCCAGCUACGCUGCCCAUAGCUUCUCAGGAAUUGCAAGGAGGAACAUUGUAGAAACUGAUACAGAAAACAGUCUUGUACAGAACGAUACUUUCAUAGGUUGAUUCGAAAAAAAAGGGGCCAAUACUUAGAAAUCUACAGAAUAGCUUAAUUCAUGAUGUUCUUCUUCACAUAACUUGCAGUAAAAAAUUAUUUUUCUUUC